AAAAAUGCUGAAGAGAUCACGUGACUCAUUUCACUUCCUUGUUUCAAAUUCUUUAUAAACAAAGUGUACUUACAUGUGUGUAGAUUUAUAAUUUAAACGCCACAAUGUAUGGCUCGAAUAGACCUAGAAGAUAUUUGUUCCUAGGAAUCCUGCUUUUAUUUCUGGAUCCUGUAUAUUCACAGGCAAAGGAAGAAAAGAAGCUUAUUGAGCCUGUCCCUCAGGAUGGAUUCUUUAACAAUCUGAACCACCCAGACUGGGGAGCAGUCGAUGACAUUUUGAUACGCAAGUCUCCCCCCGCCUAUCAAGAUGGCGUGUACGAGCCCGCGGGUCAGGACCGACCUAACCCAUUCACUAUCAGCGAGAUCGCCCACAAGGGAGAAAGUGGCCUCGGGUCGGCCAGAAACAGAACGGCUAUGCUGGUGUACUUUGGACAGCAAGUUGUGGAAGAAAUCUUAGACGUCCAGAGACCAGGAUGUCCAAGAGAGUUUUUUAACAUCCCUGUUCCUAAAAACCACCCGUUUAAUCCUGAUAAUCUGGACAACCUUCAAAUGCCACUACAAAGAUCAAGGUUCAACCAAAGAACGGGCCAAACGGCUGGAAACCCCAGACAACAGUUAAAUGAAAUAACACCCUUCAUUGAUGGUACAUUGUUUUAUGGACCCGGAAAAGCUUGGACUGACGCCAUUCGUGAGUUUAAACGUGGUUACCUGAAGGUCAGAGAUCCCAGUACAUAUGACGACAUAGCAAAACAGUUUCCGGCAGAUAACGACAUCCGACUUCCGUUCGCCAACCCUCCGCCACCGGCUGAUCAUUAUUUAAAACCCGUCAAUCGGUUCUUCAGACUUGGUAACCCGAGAGGAUUUGAAAACCCCUUCUUACUUACGUUUGGAGUAAUAUUUUUUCGCUGGCACAAUUAUAUUGCGAGAAGUCUAAAAAAUUAUUACGGAGAAGACGAUGAGCGCCUGUUUGAGGAGGCCAGAAGGAGGGUCAUUGCCCACCACCAGAAAAUUGUAAUGUACGAUUGGUUACCAAGAUGGCUAGAGAUAAAAAAUGAGACCACUUUCUUUGAAAUUCCAAAAUAUAUUCGGGAUCCGGAUGAAGCAUGUACAGGCAAACUCUGUGCUUUCAAUGGUUAUGAUUCUGAAAUACAUCCGGGAAUUUCUCAAGAAUUUCAAACAGCAGCUAUGCGGUUCGGUCACACGCUUGUCACACCUGGUCUAUGGCUCAGGGGACCUGGAAAUUCAACGAAUUGCAAUUGGAGAAAUCACACUUUGGGAAUGCCAAACCAGCCACACGGCCCUUCUUAUCGACCAAUUAGACUCUGUAAUGCUUUCUGGAAUAGCAGAGAACCGGUGGAUUCAACGAUGGAUGACAUCAUUCGUGGGAUGUCCUCUACCUUAGCUGAAAAAGAAGAUAAUAUUGUCGUUCCUGACUUAAGAGAGCACCUGUUUGGUCCAUUGGAGUUCUCGCGGCGGGAUCUCGUUGCUAUCAAUAUCCAACGUGCGCGAGAACACGGAUUGACAGAUUACAACUCCAUUAGGAAGGCGUUCGAAUUGGGUCCUUUGCCCUGGGAACAUGUGACAAGACAUCUUACAGAACCCGAAAAGCUGGUCGACCUCUAUCAGAAUGAUUCUUCAAAACUUGACCUCUUCGUGGGGGGUCUGCUGGAAACGACGGACAGCGGACCGGGACCCUUGUUCCAAAAGAUUCUUCUAGACCAGUUCAUGCGUAUCCGUCAUGGUGACCGGUUUUGGUUUGAAAACAAGGGAAAUGGAUAUAAUUUCACUGAUGAAGAGAUUGAAGAAAUACGUAAAGUGACACUAAGGUCCAUCAUUCUGAAAGUCACAGACGUGAGAGAAGGAGAAAUCCAAGAGGAUGUCUUUAUUCACAAGCCGGGUGAUGUGUGUAGACAGCCUUGUCAGUUAAACUCUAAUCAGAAUCUUCCAUGUCGCGUCAAUAGUGCACAAGUCACAGUCCUCAGCGAAAAUUGCACAUCCCUAAAGCACUACGAUUACUUCACCGGAAGUGGAGCAGCUUACAUUUUGACUUUUUUGGGACUUGGACUUUGUGUUCCUGGUACUGUGGGAAUUAUGAUAUGUAUGGCGAAAUACAGGGCCAAGCAAAUGCAACGGGGCCGUCAGAGACGGUCUCCUCACCGACCAAAUGACGACCCAAACGUCUUUGCAGCCGUUGAAUGGGUGGGCCCUAAUUCGGACGAACGCAACGUGAAAGUGAAAUUGGACAGAAGCAGAAAAAAGAUACACGUUGAAGAUAUGCGCAGAAAACCUUUACGAAUGUUGGAUUUGAGAUCGGUAAAACAAAAAGUGCACUACCGAUUAUCAUCAGACGGCCUUCAAAAUACCAUUGCUAUCCGAGUACAGGGAGAUAUAGACUUGGUAAUCAAGUUUCUGGAUUUAGAAGAACGGGAAAAGUUUAAGAAGAAUGUGGACAACUUUCUGGUCGAUCUUCAAAUUGAACGGGAAAUUCACGAGUUUACGGAAAAAUCGAUUUAUGAUAACGCUCAAACCAAGGAAGAACGCCAGAAAUAUCUAGAUAAAUUCUUCCGAGUCAUUUGCCUUCAGGCUUUCAAAAGACAACCUGGACAGCUUCAGAUUGAGAACAUGAGCGGUGAUGAUUUGAAUAAAAUUAUCAAAAUAAAGCUUACUAGAACAGAAUUCGCCGACGCCCUUGGGUUAAAGCCCAAUUCUAUAUUUGUUCGUAACAUGUUUAUGAUGGUCGAUAAGAACAAUAGUGGAUUCGUGGAGUUCCAGGAAUUCCUUGACAUGUUUGUUGUUUUGGCUUCAGGGGAUGCCGAGGACAAGGCAAGGCUGAUUUUUAAUAUGUACGAUGUAAGGAGACAAGGGAAGCUGUCAAGUAAAGAAUUCGCUCGCAUGAUUCACUCUAUGUUGGAUCUCUCCGACUCGUCCAUCUCUAACACUGACAUGCAAGCUUUGAUGAAUACGAUGUAUAAAACAGCCGGGUUGCCCCAAAAUGCUGAUAUUGAUUUUGAAUCCUUUGCAAAGAUUUUCGCCUCUGAUGAAUAUGAGAGUACAUUGAAGAAAGCAACACUUGGCAUAGAGGCUCUAGGCUCAGACGGAAAGCAGGGCGGACAGUCUGUCAUGGCAAAGAAAAGAACAACGUUUCUUGAGAGUUACAAGUUUAAAAACCGAGAUGAUAGUGGCCUGCAGAGAAAGAAUACAAAAAUCAAGGUCAAAGCAAAGUCAACGGAAUUACCACCAUCACCGGCGGGACAGAAGUUAUACGAGAUCACGAGAAAAAUAGAAAACUAUCGACUUCAGAUAUUCUGGCUAUCUCUGUACAUUCUGGUUACUAUCGGGAUAUUUUUAGAGAGGGCAUUUUAUUACUCGUUUGAAAGAGAGCAUGCCGGUUUGAGGAGGAUCGCGGGUUAUGGUGUGACGGUGACCCGUGGCGCCGCCAGUGUCAUGAUGUUUACCUACGCCAGCCUGCUGGUCACCAUGAGCAGGAACACCAUUACGUUCCUCAGAGAGACCUUCCUUCAUCGCUUCAUUCCCUUUGAUUCUGCGCAUGCCAUGCACAAAAUUAUAGCUAUCAUUGCCCUGCUGUUUACAGUCGUUCACUGUGUUGGUCAUGGAAUCAACUUGUAUCACAUCAGUACUCAAGCGUCAUCAGAUCUGAACUGCAUCUUCCGGGAAUAUUUCAGAGCUACGGAUGUCCUAGCUUCGUUCCAGUACUGGGCGUUCGGAACGAUAACCGGCCUAACGGGCAUUAUUCUGACCCUGAUCGUCAUAGUCAUGUACGUGUUUGCGACCCCAUACGCAAGAAGAAACCUAUUCAACGCCUUCUGGGUCACACACAGCUUUUACAUUUUACUGUACAUCUUUAUGGUGAUGCAUGGAACUGGAAGAUUAGUCCAACCACCACUGUUCCAGAACUAUUUUUACGGCCCAUUAUUUAUAUUUAUUGUGGAUAAGUUCAUUAGUUUGAGCAGAAAUCAAGUGGAAAUCGACGUUAUUUCUGCGGAUUUGCUACCCUCAGAUGUAACAGCCCUUAAGUUCAAACGUCCAAUAAACUUUGAGUAUAAAUCCGGUCAGUGGGUAAGGAUCUCUUGUGCCGCUCUCGGUAAAAGUGAGUACCACCCAUUCACACUGACGUCAUCACCCCACGAGGACUACCUCAGCCUCCAUAUUCGAGCUGUAGGUCCGUGGACCACCAACUUAAGAAAGACGUAUGACGCCAAUAAUGUUGAUUCAGAAAGCUGGACUCCACCAAAGGUUUAUGUAGAUGGUCCAUUCGGGGAGGGCCAUCAAGAUUGGUACAAAUUCCCUGUUGCGGUUCUUGUGGGAGGAGGUAUUGGAGUCACCCCCUUUGCAUCCAUAUUGAAAGACAUCGUCUACAAAACCACACAACCAAUCAGAUUUCCUUGCCAGAAAGUGUAUUUCCUGUGGGUGACUCGGACUCAGAAACAGUUUGAAUGGCUGACCGACAUUAUCAGGGAAGUGGAGGAGAAAGACAUCAAAGACCUGGUCUCCGUACACAUAUUUAUCACGCAGUUCCAACAAAAGUUUGACCUCAGAACAACAAUGCUGUAUAUCUGCGAACGCCAUUUCCAAAAGAUAGCUGGGAAAAGUUUGUUUACGGGGCUCAAAGCAGUCACACAUUUUGGAAGGCCACAGUUUCAAGAAUUUUUGGAAUCUUUGCACAUUGAACACCCAGAGGCGAAACAGAUCGGUGUUUUCAGUUGUGGUCCGCCACCCAUGACCUUAAACGUCGACAAAGCAUGCGCAGAGGCUAACAAAAAUGAAGGAUAUCCAACUUAUUCGCAUCACUUUGAAAAUUUCUAAUCAUAAAAUGUGCCAUUCAACUUUGAAUAAUUUUUUUCAAAUAGGAUAUGUGUCGGUGUUGAGAGUGAACAGCAAAGUGUUUUUUUUUCUUCUAAUUUAUCAAGAACAUUUUUUUUAAUUAUAUGACUGGUUAACCUAAGUUACUGGUAAGUGUUUAUGAAAAUGAUAACCCAUUGAUUAGUUUAGGUUGACGUAGUUUUUAUGUUCAAGUGCAACCUACUUGUAAUUUAAAUAUGGUGUUAAAGGAUUAUACUGUGUAUAAGACUAAACUUUUUUAUUCUGUUUAAUGUAUCAUUUUCAGCAACGUUUACAAUCUUUUUAUAUAUUUUACUUUAACAAAUUUACAAAAUUCUGUAUUCAAUGAUAUUCAUUUACUUUUUGCUAAACUAAAGCAGUACCAACCAAAAAGAAGAAAAAAUUUGUUUUUGACAAUCUUUGAUUCAAUUAUUAAGACAUUUAAUUUUAAGAACAAGUCAUUUGCACAUUUGGUUUCUUCAUUGUUAACAUAUAAAUGUAAUAAAAUUUUAAUAGUUCAAAAAAAAAUCAGAGCCGUACUAACAAGAGCCUGGACUUCGGGCAGUACAUGACAAACAGGAAGACGGGGUCUACUCUUUGUUCACUGUCUACCAUAGUCAUUGGCUAAUAGAUAUGAAUGCAAUGACAGUUGUCUGACGUCAUCCAGGGCUGUAUAUUUCAGUUAAAACAGUGUCAGUUUCACUCAACAAAGCAAAUCUUGGGAGAAACUAAACUUUUCAAUUUUGACUGUCUGUGAAUUUAAUGAGCGAAAUAGAAGAAUUAGAAGAAAAAAGUCUACAUUUGACAGCUUGUGUCGAUGAUCAAACUACAUGUAGAUAGUAACAUCCCAUCGAAAGUUCAAGCUCUUGUUAAUACGGAUUUAGUGUGUUUUCUCCAGAACUAACAACCGGUGAUGACGCUUUGUAUACUUCUUUAAUGUUGAUGUUUUCAUUUUUAAUUGAAUUGACGUACUCUUCUUGUACAACUUACAUUGUUUUUUUUAUGUUCGAAUUCAGAGGGGAUAUUAUACUUGUUUUUGUUUGUUGUAAUUUGUUUCAAGUGAAUUUGCAACGUCUACAAUCUUUAUUCUAGGACAAUCAAAGACUUUCAAUUUCCAUUAUAUGUUUUUUCACAUGAACUCAGAAAAUAAAACCUCAAUGUAUUUAUAACGACAAAAAUGAAAAUUUAUAAUGACAAACGUGAUAUUUGUAUAAUGAUUGUUUGAAUUAUUCGAUUUCGACUAAGCAUAACAUUAACAAUUAAUCGUAGUACUACACAUAUCAUUGUCAAUCUCAUUUUGGCAUAAGACAAUAUUGAUAUUUUGUUGCUUUUUAGUUUUUAAAACGAUGUCAGAAUCAACAUUAUAGCGGUAUAUUUAUUAAAUUAAAUCUUUAUUCUUUUUUCUUCAAACAAUACAUUGUUAGUUGCUCUGAUCGAUUAAACAAACUAUAGGUCAAAGAAGAAAAA
Messenger RNA from Magallana angulata, 6305 nucleotides. Its product is annotated as dual oxidase 2-like. NCBI's taxonomy places the organism in Eukaryota, Metazoa, Mollusca, Bivalvia, Ostreida, Ostreidae. Gene Ontology annotation, cellular component: NADPH oxidase complex; plasma membrane. Gene Ontology annotation, biological process: defense response; superoxide anion generation; response to oxidative stress. The record is from RefSeq and is a predicted model, not a curated record. Bases 105 to 4823 code for a protein of 1572 amino acids. Gene Ontology annotation, molecular function: superoxide-generating NAD(P)H oxidase activity; heme binding; peroxidase activity. The transcript is spliced from 31 exons.